Messenger RNA from Arabis nemorensis, 651 nucleotides. NCBI's taxonomy places the organism in Eukaryota, Viridiplantae, Streptophyta, Magnoliopsida, Brassicales, Brassicaceae. The record is from the annotation of a GenBank genome assembly.
AUGGCUGGUUACAGAGCAGAUGAUGAAUACGAUUACCUUUUCAAGGUUGUUUUGAUUGGUGAUUCUGGUGUUGGAAAGUCAAAUUUGCUGUCGAGAUUCACCAAGAACGAGUUUAGCCUCGAGUCUAAAUCCACGAUCGGUGUCGAGUUCGCGACUCGGAGUUUGAAUGUUGAUGAUAAAGUCAUCAAAGCUCAGAUUUGGGAUACUGCUGGUCAAGAAAGGUAUCGAGCCAUCACUAGCGCGUAUUAUCGAGGAGCUGUUGGGGCGCUUCUUGUAUACGAUGUAACCAGACACUCGACAUUUGAAAACGUCGAGACGUGGCUGAAAGAAUUAAGAAACCACACUGAUCCUAACAUUGUAGUCAUGCUCGUGGGAAACAAAUCUGAUCUUCGCCAUCUCGUGGCUGUUCAGACGGAAGAUGCGAAAUCAUUUGCCGAGAAAGAAUCUCUUUACUUCAUGGAAACUUCGGCUCUUGAAUCCACCAAUGUCGAGAACGCUUUCGCGGAAGUCCUAACUCAGAUUCACCACAUUGUGAGCAAGAAGGCGAUGGAAGCAGCGAGCGAAUCAGCUAAUGUUCCAUCGAAAGGAGACAAGAUCGAUGUCGGUAAAGAUGUUUCUGCUGUGAAGAAAACCGGAUGCUGCUCGAACUAA